Molecule: messenger RNA, 5127 nt
Organism: Trichogramma pretiosum
Lineage: Eukaryota; Metazoa; Arthropoda; Insecta; Hymenoptera; Trichogrammatidae
Product: integrin beta-PS-like
Exons: 11
Coding region: 818-3997 (1059 amino acids)
Biological process (GO): cell migration; integrin-mediated signaling pathway; cell adhesion mediated by integrin
Cellular component (GO): focal adhesion; cell surface; integrin complex
Molecular function (GO): integrin binding
Source: RefSeq, a predicted model, not a curated record
AUAUAUGUGUGUAAUAUAUAAUAUGGCAUACCCAUAGGCGCGUGCGCGAUUUUUGCACGAGCCCACACAUGAAUGAUGCGAUUGUACUACAUGUACAGGAAGCCGCCCACGCCUACAUGUAUCCAUGAGAAUCGUAUUGGUUUCUAUCCUCGCACUGUUCUCGCGCCCCACGCUUGAUACGGCAUGCUGCCUGUAAGAGCAUCGUCAGCCCCGCUCUUCUUUCUCCGCGAGCAUACAUAUUCAUCUACGUAUCACCGAGCUUCCCCUCUACUCUUGUACUCUCAUUUCCCAUUUGGCUAAAGCGAUUCAGCUCGGCUGCUGCCAAGCUGCCUCCGCGAGUCCGUGAGGCACUUCAAAUGUAUUUCUGCAGCUCCAGAAAGGUGACUUGUGGAGCUGGAUGUUGCCGUUCAUUCAUGGGACUGCUUUUGCCUAGUGUUUUCCUUCUCUACAGCUCGCUUGCGAGUCGUGCAGUGUAUCUCUCGUGAAGUGCUACGAGAGCGAAUGUGCCGCGCUUGGGUUACCAUUUACGGUAAUAACUUAUGAAGAGCCAAGAUCUGCCUCUGUUGCAGAGAAAUCAUGCUUCCUUCUAUCUCGUCCACGCUUGAAAAUUAGCAUCUUUGUAUAUCUAUCAGUCCUGUGCGAUGUCUUGUGCGAUUGACGAAUGAGUGGUAUUUAAUAUGCGGUUUCUUUGUGUUGCAACGAUCUUGAGAGUAGCAUAAGUAAUUUUGGAAUUCAACAGCGACGAGAAAUUGACAGAAACUCGUCUCAAUAACUGCCUUGUGAAAAGUGUGCGAAAGGAUACGAAACAAUAGCCACAAUGAUUGGUCAAUUGAAGACAAGUUUACUUUUUACCCUUGUGCUAUGGACUGUAGUCAGUAUAGCAGUGCAAAAUAAGCCAAAGCCUACUGGAACAAAUUUCUGUAUAAGUAAACAAUCAUGCCACGAAUGUAUUCAGACGCCAAGCUGUGCUUGGUGUUCUUUACCUGACUUUGAUGAUAAACGUUGUUUUCUUCCUCACAUAAAUACAAGGAUCUCAGAAAUUUGCCCAGAAAAUUACACAUUUAAUCCUGAUAAUGAGUACAUCAAAAUACGUCAUAAAGAUCUGUGGAAAGGUAGUUACAGUAUUGAUGGUGGAAGUGAGAGUGGAUUCUUUAUUGAAGAAGGUGGUCACGAAUCAUAUAAUGGGAAAUUUAAUGUACAAGGUGGUGGAAAAUCUUACUUUGGUGGUAAACAAGAAGCUGUACAACUUUAUCCUCAAGAAAUUAAUUUAAAACUAAGGAUUAAUGAAGUUCAAAAAAUUAAAAUUGAAUAUGCGCAAGCAGAGGAUUAUCCAGUAGAUCUUUAUUACCUUAUGGACUUGAGUAAUUCUAUGAAAGAUGAUAAACAAAAACUUUCUGAUUUGGGUCAACUUUUGGUAGAAAGUAUGAACAAUAUAACAAGUAAUUUUCGAUUGGGUUUUGGUAGCUUUGUGGAUAAAGUCAUUAUGCCCUAUGUUAGUAUGGUGCCAAGGCAACUUGAAGAGCCAUGUGAUGGCUGUGCUGCACCAUAUGGUUUCCAAAACCAUAUGCCACUUUCUCAAAAUACUCAAAAAUUUGCUCAAGAAGUACAUGAUGCACCAGUAUCUGGAAAUCUGGAUGCACCGGAAGGAGGUUUUGAUGCUAUAAUGCAAGCGAUUGUAUGUCGUGAUGAAAUUCAGUGGAGAGAAAAAGCUAGAAAACUUUUGCUCUUUUCUACUGAUGCAGGUUUUCAUUUUGCUGGUGAUGGAAAGCUUGGAGGAAUUGUUAAACCAAAUGAUGGAUGCUGUCAUCUUGAUGAAUACGGAAAUUACAAACAUUCAACUUUACAGGAUUAUCCUAGUAUUUCACAAAUUAAUUUAAAAGUUAAAGAAAAUUCCAUUAAUAUCAUUUGGGCCGUUACUGAAGAACAAAUAAAAGUUUAUCAAUCACUUACAAAACUGAUUGAAGGAUCUUAUGCUGCAAAACUCAGCAAUGAUUCUAGCAACAUUGUUGAUUUAGUCAGAGAGCAAUACAAUGCUAUUUCAAGUACUGUUGAAAUGAAAGAUACAUCUAGUAAUUAUGUAAAUAUUAAAUACUUUUCAAGUUGUUUGGGUGGUGGACCUUCAAUAGAGACAAACAAGUGCAAUGGUAUUAAAGUAGGAAAUAAGGUGGAAUUUACAGCGGAAAUUGUAGUACCUGCAUGUCCUGAAAAUCGAUCUGAAUGGAAUCAGAAAUUCCUUAUAUAUCCGAUUGGAAUUAAUGAGUCAUUGACAGUGAACUUGGAAAUGAUUUGCGAUUGUCAAUGCGAGAAACCAUUCGAAACGGGCUAUGAAAAAAAUUCAACAGUAUGUCAUCAUGGCGGUGAUUUGAGCUGUGGGGUUUGCAAUUGCUAUGAUAAACAUUUUGGAAAAAAUUGCGAAUGCACGACGAACGACCCAAGUCAGACCUUUGUAAACGAGUUUGCUUGUAGACGGGACAAUACAUCAACUGUCGAUUGCAGUGGCAGAGGAACUUGCACAUGUAACAGGUGUGAGUGCGAGACAAGAAUAGAUGAAACGGAGAUUAUUGACGGCCAAUACUGCGAAUGUGAUAAUUUUUCGUGUGACCGUCGCAAUAAUACGAUUUGUUCUGGACAUGGAAAUUGUAACUGUGGCGUUUGCAACUGUCUGCCUGGUUGGUCCGGCGAUGCUUGUGAAUGCAGUACUGACACAAGCGCCUGCUUCCGACAUGGUAUCGAAUGCUCAGGACAUGGGGUGUGUGAGUGCGGAAAAUGCAAGUGUAACGUUGAAGGCGAAUAUCGUUAUUCAGGUCAAUACUGCCAGAUAUGCCGCACCUGUCCUAGUCGUUGCGAAGAACUGAAACCUUGCGUUCUUUGUCAUGCUUUUAAGGCUGGAAAUCUUACAGAAACUGAAUGUAAUGCAACAUGCCCUGAUUUUCACCCUGUAAUCGUUCAAACGCUUGAAGUGGAUGCUGACGAGGAAGAAACAGGCUGCUGGGGUUACGAUGAGCAUGAUUGCAAAUAUUACUUUGCCUACCAUUACAAUAUGACUACCAACAAGUUGCAAGUUCGAGUUCAAGAGCACAGAGAAUGUCCACCACAAGUUUAUAUUCUAGGAAUAGUGCUUGGAGUUAUUGGAGCAGUUGUGCUGAUUGGUAUGGCACUUUUGCUUGUUUGGAAAUUACUUACAACGAUUCACGAUAGAAGAGAAUUUGCUAGAUUUGAAAAAGAAAGAAUGAUGGCAAAGUGGGAUGCUAGUGAAAAUCCUAUUUACAAACAAGCUACAUCAACUUUCAAAAAUCCAACAUAUGCUGCUAGUGGUGCUGUUUUAAACAAACCGAAGCUCGUAGACGCGCCUCUGGCACCGGUCGCACCACCGGAAGAAGAGGUCGUCGUUCGCAAGGUGCUGGUUUCGAAGAGUAUCCAACAACAUUCUACGUCGACGAGCCACAAUCCUGGAGGCUAUGCCGAGUUAGACAGCAGCGGAGCCAUUUCGUAUGCGCAUCAACGAAGCGGCAGCAGCUACGAGCACUCAGCGGGCGGUGGUUAUGGAUACGAUGGUGACGGUGGUGGCGCAGGUGGUUCGUCUUACGCGCAAAAAAGCGGCUACAUGGCAGUCAGUCAAACCGACGGAGGUUCCAUCAGCGGCGAAGGCUACGGUCAUCAACGCGGAGCGAGCGGUUACAGUCGACAAGUAGCCAGCAGCAGCAACAAUCAAGGAAGUUUGGCCUCCGCUUCCGCAAAUGGAUCAGGUUACGCUCAAAGGACCGGGUAUAUGGCGGUGAGCCAGAGCGAUUCUGGUUACGGGCCUGCCAAUGGUUACAGUCAAAAAGCCAGCGGCUACAACUCGCAUUCGAGCGCGGGAGAAUACAAUAAUCAACACUCCAGAGGCUACGGUGAUAGCGCUAGAAGGCAAGUUAUCGGCGGUGAUUACGGUGGUCUUGAAGAAGACACCGUGACUAUUCGUCAGACGACCUACACUGAACGCCACGACAAUUAUUAACAAUUAUCAACAGAUCAGGAAUCACAGCCUGAAAAACGAUUUUCGUGCCUGUUGAAAGUAGACCUUCAGUUCAUAACUUCGUUUAAUAGUAUCUUUGUUCUGGUCCAAAGUCUAAUGCAUUAUAUAAUACAUAGUUUCAUCGUCUUGACUGAGAUAAAACCAGAGAAUAUUUUACUGAAAUUGAUUGUUCGUCAUUAUUUAUCACUAUUAAUUCAUUUUUUUUUAAGUUAUUGUUUUAAUUAAAACAAUAUACUUUAUAAAACAUCAACUGGUUCAUAGAUACACGAUUAGUGUACCAACAAAAUUCUUAAGAUUCGAAUCCACUCUGUCUGUCCGUAUAUUGGCUCCAGUUUGUUCGAACGUUUCAUAAUUACUUCUAAAACUAAUAUAUUGUGGAGUGAUAUUUGCUGCACAAAUUUUAUUCAUAUUGUAGUGUUGAGUCACGUCUACAACAGUGAAUGUACAUAUGAUUGUGUAUAUUUUUUAUAGCUAAAGAAACUGCCAGUGCGUUUUUGCUUGAUCUUCAUACGCGCUCUCUCUCUCUUCUCUGCUUACUCUCUUUUUUGUGCAAAAAGAGAAAUUUUAUUUUGUUUCCUUUCUAUAGCUAUUUUCAUUGUCAUAAAGAUUACAUGUAGACCUCCACAAAAAAAGCAUUUGAAAGGUUUGCAAGGCCGAAGCAGUAAUCUCAUUUCAAUUACUCGUGUGGUAUUGGUUUUUUGAACCUUGAUUUAGGAGUAACAUGAAAUAAAAUGAGACUAAAAAAACUAACGACUGUUAUUUGUUUUUAUAAACAAAUUUAAACCUGUAUUAAUAAUUUUAACUCUCCGUUUCACCUUAGGGUGGAUAAAGUAUAUAUAAGAAAAUUUAUAAUAUAUAAUUUAAAAUUUUAAAUGAAAUAUUGUAUGUUUGUUAUUGAGUUCGCUUUAAAAGAUAUAAUGUUCUUAUAUGAAAUACUAAAUGAUUUUUAAAUCGUCAUUCUAUAGAUUCAACAAAAAUUGUCUUCACAUUCAGAUUAAUCGAAGAGUUAUUAAAAAAACCUCUAUUAGUUGCUAAAAAUUUUUAUAAAAAAAUAAUUUAGAUUAUUAGAUUUAUGUCAUUAUGUGUCAUAGUACUUAAUAAAGAUAUCAGUA